Molecule: messenger RNA, 4341 nt
Organism: Adineta ricciae
Lineage: Eukaryota; Metazoa; Rotifera; Eurotatoria; Adinetida; Adinetidae
Source: the annotation of a GenBank genome assembly
AUGAAAUUAAGAAUUGAAAUUCAACGUUUUUACUAUUCAAUACCCGUCCGGGUUGUAAAUUGCUUUAUCAUCGGUGUAAUAACAUGUCUUUUGAUCUCCAUUGGAAUUGUUAUUGUUUGUCUAACUGCCGCCAAACCAAAAGUACAACAAUGUGGAAUGAAUUUUGUCCGAAUAUCCAAAGAUCCGAUUGAAUAUAAUUACGGUCCAAAUUCAAUUGCUAUUGGUGAUUUUAACAACGAUACGUGGAUUGAUUUGGUUGUUGCAAAUUCUUUUGUAAAUUCGAUAAGUCUUUAUUUUGGAAAUGUUAAUGGGACGUUUUCGAAAGAAAAAGAAUAUUCAACUGGUGUCAAUUCGAAUCCAAUGAUGGUUGCGGUCAAUGAUUUGAAUAAUGAUGAGAAUUUGGAUAUCGUAGUUGCAAAUUAUGAAACUCAUUCCAUUGGAAUAUUUUAUGGAUUUGGUAAUGGAUCUUUUCAGAAUCAAACGGAAAUUUCCACAGGAAUUUCACGUCCAAGAUUUGUUAAUUUAAUUGAUUUUAAUAAAGAUUCAUUUGUGGAUAUAAUUGUAAUUAAUUAUGGAACAGAUUCCAUUUCGAUCUUCUACGGAAAUGGAAAUAAUGGAUUUGAAAAAUUAUUUUCUUAUUCAGCCGGUUAUGACUCAUAUCCUUAUUCGUUAGCAAUAGGUGAUUUAAAUCAUGAUCAAUAUUUCGAUAUUGUCAUUGUGAAUUAUGGAACAAAUAAUCUUCAUAUGUUGUUUUUCAAUAAAAGUAACACAGUUGGUCAUCGAAUGAUCAUUUCAACUGGUAUCAAUUCUCGUCCAACGUCAGUUGUGUUGGCUGAUUUCAAUUCAGAUCAAUUUGUUGAUAUUGCUUUCACAAAUUUUGGUACAAACGAGACCAGAAUUCGAUUUAAUGAUGUCAAUCAAACAUUUACGAAAGAAGCUUUCUACCAAUCGUAUUCUACCUCUCCUUAUUCAAUUGGCAUUGGCGAUUUUAAUGGAGAUAAUCAUAUAGAUUUAUUUAUCAUUAGUAUAGGAACAUAUAAUACUGAAGUACAUUUGGGUAAUGGAUAUGGAGGUUUUGACAGUACAGGUGCAAGAUCAACAGGAUCAUCUUCGUCAAUAUCAUUUGCUCUGUGUGAUUAUAACAAAGAUAAUCGAUUAGAUGCAAUUACUGUCAAUAAUGAUACUGGAAGUAUUAGUAUUCUCAAUGGAUAUUUUCAAGGUUUCACCGAACCUCUAUGGUCCUAUGUUCCGUAUAAAACAAUGUUUGUAGUUGUUAGCGAUAUGAAUAAUGAUAGAGUAUUGGAUAUGAUACUUGUUGGUAGUAAUGAUAAUUCCAUAAUGGUUUCUCUUGGAGCUGACAAUGGAUCAUUUCCAAGUGGAAAAUGGUACCCUACUGAUCUCUUUCCAACGUCUUUAGCUGUUGCUGAUUUGAAUAAUGAUACAAAUAUGGAUGUAGUUGUGACUAAUAGUAAUAGUAAUAAUAUUUAUGUAUUUCUCGGUAAUGGUAAUGGUACGCUUCAAAAUCCACAGAUAUUCUCAACAGGCUCAGCGCCAAUGUCUGUUGCUGUUGAUGAUUUGAACAAUGAUAACCGAUUAGAUAUUGUUGUUACCAAUUCUAAGAAUAACACUGUGAGUAUUUUACUGGGAUUUGGUAAUGGUAGUUUUCAAGCUGAAAUGAAGCAUUCAAUUAAUAAUGCACCACGAUCUGUAGCUAUUAAUGACUUCAAUAAUGAUAAUCUACUUGACCUUGUUGUCACUAAUUUAUAUAACAAGAGUAUCAGCAUUCUAUUGGGUUUUGGAAAUGGAAGUUUCGCAAGCGAAAUAAGAUAUUCGACUGGUACACAGCCAUAUUUUAUAGCUGUUGCUGAUUUGAAUAGUGAUACAUAUAUGGAUGUUGUCGUUUCGAAUUAUGUUAGUCAAACGAUAAGUGUUCUGUUAGGGCAAGGUGAUGGUUCUUUUGCAUCACAAGUUACGCACGGAACAGGCACUGGACCAGCAUUUGUAGCAAUUGAUGAUAUGAAUAACGAUACACGAUUAGAUCUUGUUAUUGCUUGUGUUGAUACAACUUCUGUCUAUGUUUUAUUUGGACAUGGCGAUGGGUCAUUUGACACUUCCGUGCCGUAUUUAACUAAUUCAAACUCUUUCUCUGUUGCAAUCGCGGAUUUGAACAACGAUACACGAUUAGAUAUAGUUGUAACAGAUAAAAAUACACUUAAUGUAAGUGUCUUGCUUCAAUCUAAUACUGGUGCACUGUCAACUCAAUUAACAUUGGCAUCUGGUGGUGCAUCGAAGUUGCGAUCGAUAAUUGUUAGUGAUAUCGACAAUGAUACGUACCUAGAUAUUGUUGUUGCUAAUUAUGGUACAAAUGAUAUUGGAAUUCUUUUUGGAAAGGAAAAUGUCACGUUUGAAGAUCAAAUAUUCAUUGAUAUGCAGUCAAAUUCUCAACCAUCGUCCAUUGUUAUGGGUUAUUUCAAUGGCGAUGAUCAAUUAGAUAUAGCUGUAAGUUUGUUUAAUACUGGACAAAUAGGACUGUUAAUUGAAGAUGACCGAGGAUCUUUUAUUCUUCAACGAAGUGAUUCCAAUACUUUUACACCAUAUCCAACCUUUCUUUCUGCAGGCGAUUUCAACAAUGACAAACGAUCCGAAGUAGUUGUUGCACAUAAUAGUAGUUAUAUUGACAUAUUUAAUAUAUAUAAUACGGGAUCUUUUAAAGACCAAAUACAAUAUUCAACUGGUGUACGUCCACGACAUUUAGUUUUGGGCUAUGUUAAUAACGAUAGUUAUGUUGACAUUGUUGCUGUUAAUUAUGAUUCCGAAACUCUAGGGAUUUUUCUUGGACAUGGCAAUGGCAGUUUUGCAGAUCAAUUAUCAUAUUCAGUCGGUUACAGUCCAGAAUCUGUAGCCGUUGGUGAUUUCGAUAAUGAUAAACGAUUAGAUGUAGUUAUUGCUCAUGAUAACAUUAAUUCUAUUUCUGUGUUACUUGGCUAUGGUAAUGGUACGUUCAAAAGUCUAACGAGAUAUUCAGUCGGUUCUAUUUCGGCGUGGUCUGUAGCGGUCGGUGACUUUGAUGACGAUCAAAAUCUCGACAUAAUUGCUAUUACUACCGGUUAUGUAUUCAGUCUGUUCCGAGGCUAUGGCAAUGGGACGUUCACACUGGAAAUCAAUUAUAAAGAUGACUCUGAUAGACGACACGUUGUUGUAGCUGAUCUUAAUAAUGAUACUUAUUUGGACUUAGCUAUUGCUAAUUAUGGUUCUAGUAAUGUCGGCAUUUUCUUGGGAUUUGGUAAUGGUACAUUUGCUAAAGAAAUGACAUUUCCAGUGGAUACGUACCCAAUGUAUUUAGCUAUCGAAGAUCUUAAUAACGAUACUCGAUUAGACAUUGCUGCAGCUACUUUAGCUCACGGUACUGUAAGUAUCCUUCUCGGAUACGGUAAUGGGUCUUUUCAGGGUAAAGAAACACAAUCAGUAGGCAUUAUCGACGUAUGUGUAGCAAUUGAUGAUUUUAAUAAUGAUGAUUAUCCAGAUAUCAUUGUCGCCAAUCUUGGUAAUAAUUCUGUCAGUGUUUUGUUAGGCGAUGGAAAUGGAGGAUUUGAAUCUCAAAUAAUCUAUUAUACUGGAUCUGGUCCACAUUCUUUAGCAGUGAGUGAUCUAAAUGAUGACGCUAUACUUGACAUUGUUAUAGCAAAUUCUGGAGAUAGCACUAUAACUGUUAUGUUUGGUUGUCUAAAUUUGGUCUUUCGACAAAAAACAACAUUAUAUUUUAAUGAAGGAUCGCAAAUUCCAUCGUUUACUAUCAAUGAUUUUAAUAAUGAUACUUAUUUAGAUAUUAUUGUUGUUGAUUCAGUCAAUAAUAACAUUGGGAUUUUUCUUGGUUAUGGAAAUUUUUCAUUUACAUAUCAAAUAAUAUACUCAACCGGUUCGGGAUCAUCCCCAUAUUCUAUCGCAGCUGGUGAUUUCAAUCAUGACAAUCAAUUGGAUCUUGUUAUUGCUAACUUUGGCUCUGAUACCAUAGGAAUAUUUCUGGCGAAUGGAAAUGGUUCAUUCGUUAAUCAAACAGUCAAAUCAACAGGUUCUUUAUCAUCUCCGUAUUCUGUCAAUGUUGGUUAUGUUAAUAACGACACCAAUCUAGAUAUUAUAGUUGUCAAUUAUAAUAAUAAUAAAUAUGGAGUUUUCUUAAGUCAUGGUGAUGGAACAUUUGAUGAGAUGAUCUUCUAUGCAUUACCAUAUGGAUCUCAUCCAUUUUCGAUUAUUCCUGCUGAUUUUAAUAAAGAUGGAAAGACUGAUUUUGCUAUUGCAAAUGGAGGUACUGACAGUUCGAGUAUUCAUUUACAAACUUGUUAA